GGCGUGGCCGUGGGCGUGUCCAUCCCCCGAGGGGGCGUGUUCAUGGCCCGCCUGGGUCGGAUCGGGCCGCUCUUCGCCUUUUGUUCCGUGGGAGGCGAGCGAGUGAGGCGCGGCGCCCGAGGCGGGGAGGCCAGGCCAGCGGGGGCCAUGGCCUACAUCCCCGGUCAGCCGGUCACGGCCGUGGUGCAAAGGGUCGAAAUCCACAAGCUCCGCCAGGGCGAAAACCUAAUCCUGGGCUUCAGCAUUGGAGGCGGCAUAGACCAGGACCCCACGCAGAAUCCCUUCUCGGAGGACAAGACUGACAAGGGCAUUUAUGUGACCAGAGUGACGGAAGGUGGCCCUGCCGAAGUGGCUGGCCUCCAGGUCGGAGACAAGAUCAUGCAGGUGAACGGCUGGGAUAUGACAAUGGUGACCCACGACCAAGCCCGGAAGAGGCUGACCAAGAGGAACGAGGAAGUGGUCCGCCUCCUGGUGACCAGGCACUCCCUACAGAAAGCUGUGCGGGAGUCCAUGAUGUCCUAACCGUGCCAUUGAGUUGGUGGGGGGGGGAUGGAUAAUUUCAAACAGGGUGGGCAGGAUGCUGAUCACGGACCACAGCCAGCUGGGCUUGGAAGACUGCUGCACCCCCCCCCCCAGUGCAGAAAAUCCCUUCCACAAAGGAGGUGCCAUCUUUGUUGAGAGACUUGCCCCCCUCUUGGUUGUACUAAAAAUGGCACCAGUACAGUAGCAGUUUGACCUGGCAGAUCAGCAGCUAUGGAUGGGCGUGGGGAUCCUGUAUUCCCUGCCUCUCCAGAUGUUGUUGGAGUGAUCCUUCAGCUGAGGCUGCUGGGAGCUGGAGUCUAGCAACAUUUGGAGGGCCCCUGGUUCCCCACUUCAAUCCAGCAGGGGUCAAAGCGAGGUGCUCCCUUGGGUGGUGACACUGAUACCAGCUGUGCAGGGAAAUGUUUUGGCUUAAGGACCGACCCUUGUAUGUAACCUGCCCUGACCUUCUCUUGCACAAAUGGACGGCAUCCAGCUUCUCCUGGUGAAUUUCUCUUCCUAAUGCUGGCUGAGUUCCAAGCCUAGAGAGCCUUCAUCAUACAACCAGGGGGAAGGAGUGGGGUGGGAUAUGGGGGUUGGGGGGACAGGGGACAGUUUUACAAGCUCCAGUACCUUAGCUCCUUUAGAGUGUCCUCUAACAUAAAAUGCGUCCCAGGAAACUCUUUGUGGCUUAAACACCAAAGGCUCUUAAGACUUGUCAUUUUGCAGAAAGCCCACAUUUCAGUUUUUAUAGCAAAGGCAUUCUUGUAAAUAACCUCGUUCCCUCUCUGUGUGUGUGUCCUCAUUCUAGUUCUAAAGCUUAGGUAUAAGAUAGCAAAUACAGCCCACAGGAGAGAGAGUCCAAACCUACUCUUGACACUUGGAAUGCACAGAUUAAGCUGAAACCUUUGGUUGUGCCAAAGCGCCGUGUGCGAGUCCCCUUUCAACCUGUACGUGGCAGAUUAGUGGCACCCUGGACUGGGAGUGCUGAACUGUAAAAUGAUGAUAAAUAACAAUAUAGACCUUUUACGCUAGAGUUAUUUUAAUCAGGGGUGGCUCACCUGUGGCCCCCUGGAUUUCACUGGACUCCAGCUCCCAUCAUCCCUGACUUGGCUAUGCUGGCUGAAGGCAGCUGGGAGUUCAACCCCUCUGGGUGCCCGUGGGGGGGGCACCUGUCUUGUAACUGGAAACCUCGCUGAUAUUCUUCCAUGUUUAUCUCCGUUGAGAUCAGGGAGCCUGUUGCAUUCCAACGCCCAUCAGCCCUGCUCCAAGGGACUGGGGUCAUAAGAGCUGGGGGUCCCCCAAAAGGCCUGGAAGGUCACAGGUCCCCCAUGGUCACACUAGGUCUUUUUCUGGGGCAGAAGCCUUAAAUCAUGCUUUGGGAGGGCUAUCGCUCCCCCAGAAUUGUCUUCCCAUACCUGCUUGAGGGAAUAGCUGCAUUUGUGAAGUUUGUCCAAAGGGCAAGCGGUCUGGAUCUUUUAGAGGGCUGAAGGCAUCUCCCUGCCACACUCUUCCAGCGGUUUAUCCUAGUACACCCAUUUUGAUGGAUCUUGUAUACGGCCUUUCUGGAAUUUGCUUCCAAUCACAGUUUUUGUAUUAAAUGUAACGGUCCACGUUCCUUUUUUUUUU
Molecule: messenger RNA, 2148 nt
Organism: Podarcis raffonei (Aeolian wall lizard)
Lineage: Eukaryota; Metazoa; Chordata; Lepidosauria; Squamata; Lacertidae
Gene: TAX1BP3
Product: Tax1 binding protein 3
Exons: 4
Coding region: 43-522 (159 amino acids)
Biological process (GO): neurotransmitter receptor transport, endosome to postsynaptic membrane; neurotransmitter receptor transport postsynaptic membrane to endosome
Cellular component (GO): postsynaptic membrane; adherens junction; postsynaptic density
Molecular function (GO): protein binding
Source: RefSeq, a predicted model, not a curated record